AUGGAUUUGGGAAAGGCAAAGCUGCUGAGAACCGGCCUCAAUGCUUUAUAUCAAGCUAUCCACCCUGUGCAUGGAAUUGCCUGGACAGAUGGGAAGCAAGUGAUACUGACUACUUUAUACUAUCAAAAUGGAGAGCUGAAGUUUGGAGACUCAAACAUUCUUGGUCAAUUUGAACAUGUGCAUGGGCUUUACUGGGGCCCAUAUUGCUCUACAGACAUCCCAGCUCUGCUCGCCGUUCAGCACAAAAAGCACGUAAGCAUUUGGCAGCUGGUCUACAGCAGUGCAGAGAAGAAAAAGCCCUUGAUUUCUCAGACUUGUGAGGUUGGUGAGCCAUUUCCACUGCUUUCUCAGGGCUGUGUCUGGCAUCCUAAGAAGGAGGUCCUGGCUGUGCUUACAAAAAGAGAUGCUUCAGUCCUGCACGCCGUUCGUACUGACAAUACGCGGGUUAAGGCAGAGAUCAAAAGCAGCGGACUCAUCCACUGUGCUUGCUGGACUAAGGAUGGUAAUCGUUUAGUAGUUGCUAUAGGCAGUACCCUGCACUCCUACAUAUGGGAUAAUGCUCAGAAAACUCUAAAUAUCUGCUCCUUUUGCCCAGUUUUUGAUGUGGGAGGUUAUAUCUGCGCUAUAGAAGCCACUCUGGAUUUCCAAAUUGCUGUAGCUACUGAGCUUCCUUUAGAUAACAUCUGUGGUAUCAAUGCAGGCAUUGCAUUUGAUGUGCCCUCUGGUACAGAAGCUGGUUCUUUAAUCUCACAGUCUGCUUUGGUGCUUGGUGACGAGGAAUACUCCAUGGACACACGAAGAAAGUCCAUAGAUUCAGAUAGAUCAGGUGUUGAUUCAGUUGCCUCUUCUUCAUCAGGUCCUGUGGAUUUGACCCAUAUCCUUGCAAACCACCGUCGGUCUGAUCCCAGUCCUCUCAUUACUCUGAAACGCAAAGACUCUGCAGCAACAAAUGGUCAAGAUUCUUCUCACUUGAUCUUGGUGACUUUUGAGAGGAAGGUAACAACCACCAGAAAAGUCAGCAUCCCAGGUAUUUUGGUUCCUGAUAUAAUGGCUUUUGAUCUUAGAGCUCAGAUUGUGGCAGUAGCCUCUAAUACUUCUAAUAUUGUUCUGGUGUAUUCAGUAACCUCUUCCUCCAUGCCUCACAUUCAACAAAUCCAGCUGGAAAAAAAUGAAAGACCAAAGGGCCUAUGCUUUUUAACAGAUAAACUCUUAUUGAUUCUGAUUGGCAAGCAGAGGUUCCCUGAUUCUAAUCUCAUUCCAUCUUCAAGUUCAGACAGGUACGUAAUGCGUCUUAUGGUCAAAGAAUUGAUGCUGGAAGAAAAUUCUUCAGCAUUGCCUGAGACUAAGCAGAAUAUGUUUUAUAACUUUGAAUCCUCUGUUAAUAUACCUGGGAGAAGAAAAUUCUUUGAGAACCUUGCCACAGAAGACCAACCUCAAAGCAGGGAGUUGUUAAUACCAAGAAGCACAGUUAUUCAGUCUCCAAGUGGCAGGAGAAGACUCAUUGAAGAAGUAAAGAGCCCUAGUUAUGAGCAGAGCUCUUCAUCAAGUGUGAGUGACCUGGAUGAAAAAAGGCUCCCAGGUGACUCCUCGGUGGCCUUGGAAACAUUGGAUGCUGAACCUAUGAAUCGCUCAGUGUCUCUUCGUGGUUUUGGAUCACCCAGCAGGAUUUCCAGCAGACCAACAUCCCCUAAAGUGCAGUUCAAUGUGAUCCAAGAAGCAUCGAAUUCUCCUAAAAACAACAAUUUGCCAAGUGAAAGGGGAAUGAGUCACAUAUCUAGAAAUUUAGAGAGACUUUGUGGCAGUUUCAAUGAGUUACAGCUGAGCCUUUCUGAAAUAACAGACUUGGCUAGGAAUGGCAGGAGGAUUUCUUUAGCCUACCCGUGUUCCCAGGAACCGCCUGUCGUGCAUGUCACCUACCAGAAAAGCUUUUCAAAUGGAUCAGUUACUGAAGAAACAAAAGAUGUUCUCCUCUGUGAUGGCAAGAUCCAUUUGAGUUUAGUCCAGCAGCUGUUUGAUCUGCCUGUUAUUGAAAUGAAACACGGCUCUUCUUGGAUUGUGCUCACUGCAGACAAGGACGGCUUUGUGCCAUUAAUAUUCAAAGCCACACAAGAGAUAAUCAUAAGGGAUGGAACUGACAGUUCAGAAGUCUGUGGAGGUCACUCCUACAAAAAAAGCAUCCCAAUGCGACCACCAAGCAGAGUGACAUAA
Agelaius phoeniceus (red-winged blackbird) is the source of this 2208-nucleotide messenger RNA. Its product is annotated as WD repeat and coiled-coil-containing protein. Gene Ontology annotation, molecular function: kinase binding. The record is from RefSeq and is a predicted model, not a curated record. Lineage: Eukaryota; Metazoa; Chordata; Aves; Passeriformes; Icteridae.